Molecule: messenger RNA, 2064 nt
Organism: Brassica napus (rape)
Lineage: Eukaryota; Viridiplantae; Streptophyta; Magnoliopsida; Brassicales; Brassicaceae
Exons: 4
Coding region: 1-2064 (687 amino acids)
Molecular function (GO): zinc ion binding
Source: RefSeq, a predicted model, not a curated record
AUGGUUUUGGAGGAUUUUGGUAUGGAAGAAGAAAUCAUAGCCGAUUUGGAGUUAAGUUAUCUACCUGCUGAGUUGAUCAAUACUUCAGGAUGUCCACCUGUGAUCAUUGCAAACGAUCGUCAGCUUCAUAAUUUUGUUCGAUUUGUUCAAAAGAGUGCUUCUACUCGAUUGUGUGUAACAUGUAAAGCCAAGGCUGAGAAUCCGAAUAAAGAAGCCUUUGAUCUUAACAAACCGCCAGCUGAUCCAUCUCCUGUGUAUGCUGAGAGGCAGGGGAAUAAGAAGAAUGAAAAGCGGAAAGGAGUCGCAGUUGAUGAGGAUGGGGACUAUGAUGCUGAUACCAUGAUCUCUGAAAAAGAGAACAUACAUAAAAUGUCAAAGUUUUCUCUGCUCCAUGUUGUUAAGGUCGGACAAUUUUUUGAGAACAAAACUUUGUUGAAGGCGACUUUCGAGAUGUGUGCAAUGAAGCAUAACUUUGACUACCAGGUUAUCAAAACGGAUAGACAACUUUGGUAUGUUAGAUGUGCAGAUAAUGCAUGCAAUUGGGGUGUUCGAGCAGAGUGUCUGAAGGAUUCAUCAUAUUUCAUGAUCAAGAAGUAUGUCGGUAAACAUACAUGCGCACCUUCAAGCAAAACCAAAGCGGGUAAGACUGCUUCAGCAAAAACAAUAGGCAGUCUGAUUAUGCAUAAGUAUGUAGGCGUCAAGGAAGGGCCGAAAUGUAAUGAUAUCAUACAGAUUAUGCGUAGUGAUCAUGGAUGCGAGAUAUCAAAAUCUUUAGCAUGGGAUGCGCGUGAAUAUGCGAUCAGUGCAGUUAGAGGUAUUCCAGAGAGAAGUUAUGGGAAAAUACCAAAAUACUUGCACAUGCUGAGAGAGGCUAAUCCAGGUACACACACAUCCUAUGAGAUUGACGGAAAUGAGAACUUUCGUUACCUAUUUAUUGCAUUUGGGCAAUCGAUAAGAGGAUUUAACAGAGUCAUGAGGCGGGUUAUUGUGAUCGAUGGGACCUUUUUGAAGAAUAAAUACAAAGGAGUUUUACUGGUUGCUACGGCUUUAGACGGAAAUUCAAAUUUGUAUCCUAUUGCGUUUGGAAUAGUCGACUCAGAGAAUGAGCGUUCUUGGGAAUGGUUUAUGAGACAACUUAAGGUUGUCAUUGCAGAUGAUCAUGAUUUGGCUUUUAUUUCAGACAGACAUGGGUCUAUCGCUAAGGCGUCCAAGGCUUAUCGAGUUUCUGAGUUUGAGAAGACAUUUGCUACUGUGUGUAAUAUCAGUCCGGCAAUUGGAGAUUAUCUUAGGGAAGCUGAUGUGCAAAAAUGGGCUAGAUGUCAAUUCCCUGGAUACAGAUACGACAUAAGGACAACCAAUCCUGCUGAAUCUAUCAACUCUGCUUUGCGUUCACCGAGAGAGUAUCCAGUCAUCCCUUUGUUAGACAGUAUCAGGGAAAUGUUAACACAAUGGUUUUAUGAGCGUAAGAAACUGAUUUCAAAGCAUAAACAUCCUCUGACUAAAGAUGUAGAGAAAAAAAUAGAGAGGAGAAUCGGGAAAGGCGCCACAUUUGUAGUUUACCCUGUCAGUGCUGGUCGAUUGCUUGUUAGAGGUGAUAAAUUCAACUGCUUAGUUGAUUUGGAUAGAAGGACUUGUUCAUGUGGAAAGUACACCCUUAUGAAUAUCCCUUGUAGGCACGCAAUUAAAGCUGGUUUUCAUGUUGGAAGAGAGCCACACACAUUGACUGAUUUGAUGUAUACUACAGGAGCUUGGAGAGAAGCUUAUGAAGAAAGCAUAAAUCCUAUUGAUGUUCCUGAGGAUGCUUGGUCUAUACCAGAAGAUGUUAAGAAAGUCAUUGUUUUACCACCAGAGACAAGAAGAUCAGUUGGAAGAAAAGAAAACGCAGAUAUGAAACUGCGGAAGACAAAAUUCGGUCAUCGCAAAUGUCACGAAGAAAGCAGCCUCGGAAGUGUAGUAGAUGUGGUAUUAGUGGGCACAACAGAGCAACUUGUCAAGUACCAAUAUAGUCAGUCAGAAAUGGUUGAUCUGUUCAAGUAUGCAAGUGGUGGUAGAUGGUGGUGGUAG